Dioscorea cayenensis subsp. rotundata (Guinea yam) is the source of this 2300-nucleotide messenger RNA. RefSeq names its product neutral/alkaline invertase 1, mitochondrial-like. Lineage: Eukaryota; Viridiplantae; Streptophyta; Magnoliopsida; Dioscoreales; Dioscoreaceae. Gene Ontology annotation, molecular function: endo-alpha-N-acetylgalactosaminidase activity; sucrose alpha-glucosidase activity. Gene Ontology annotation, cellular component: mitochondrion. The record is from RefSeq and is a predicted model, not a curated record. Gene Ontology annotation, biological process: sucrose catabolic process.
UUCGUCCUGUGUUUUUCUCAUUCAACCCCCUCUAUUUCAUUUUUAUCUCAAUUACUCCCUUGAUUUUUUUUUCGGGAAAUAGCCCUCGUUGCUGAAUUUUCAUUACGGACAAGUCCCUUCUCUUCCGUUCCGGUCCCUUGUUGGUAUGAAUGCUUCGACUUCAAUGGCGAUCGCUGCCGUGAGACCAAGCUCGCUUCUCCUCCUCGCUUGCGCUCGAACUCCACGUUUCUUCCCAAAAUACCCAUCUUUCUUCCCGAAAUGCCCCCACCAUCCACUCCCCGAAAUGCCCCCGACGCCCCAUCUCCGCCAUCGCUGGAGCUCGGCCCUUCUCCACGGCGUCCGAGCACGUUUCCGGCUCCAACCCCUCCCUCCGUGACCUCUACAUCCAUGGCCUUCCUGUUGAACCUCUCGAGUUUCCACCCCGUCAAAGAGGAGACACAAGAGCUUGAGAGCACCCCCGAUUUGGGAGUCAAUGAGAGAGAGGAGACCGAGACGGAGAGGGAUGCGUGGGCACUGCUGAGGAAGACGGUAGUCAGCUAUUGCGGUGCCCUGGUGGGUACCGUGGCGGCCGCCGAUGAUGGUAUCGAAGCGCUGAACUACGACCAGGUGUUCAUCAGGGACUUCGUGCCAUCGGCGCUGGCGUUUCUGAUGCGUGGGGAGAGCGAGAUCGUGAAGAAUUUUCUCCUCCAUACCUUGCAGCUCCAGAGUUGGGAAAAGACCGUUGAUUGUUAUAGCCCAGGACAAGGGUUAAUGCCAGCUAGUUUUAAGGUUAGAACUGUGCCAUUGGAUGAAAACAAUGAAGCAUUUGAAGAGACUCUAGACCCUGAUUUUGGCGAAUCGGCCAUUGGACGUGUAGCUCCGGUUGAUUCUGGAUUAUGGUGGAUUAUUUUGCUGAGAGCAUAUGGGAAGAUAACAGGGGAUUACGCAUUACAAGAGAGAGUGGAUGUGCAGACAGGCAUUAAACUGAUCUUGAAUUUAUGCCUUUCAGAUGGUUUUGACAUGUUUCCUACACUUCUGGUCACUGAUGGGUCUUGCAUGAUAGAUCGACGCAUGGGUAUCCAUGGACAUCCUCUUGAGAUUCAAGCUUUAUUCUAUUCAGCUUUGCGGUGUUCUCGGGAAAUGAUCACAGUGAAUGAUGGAUCAAAGAACCUGGUGCGUGCUAUCAACAACAGGCUUAGUGCUCUGUCAUUCCAUAUCAGAGAGUACUACUGGGUUGAUAUGAAGAAGAUCAAUGAGAUAUAUCGCUACAAAACUGAAGAGUAUUCUCAUGAUGCCAUCAACAAGUUCAACAUCUAUCCGGAGCAAAUUCCUUCCUGGUUGGUUGAUUGGAUUCCUGAAAAAGGCGGCUACUUGAUCGGAAACCUGCAACCAGCUCAUAUGGAUUUCAGGUUCUUCUCACUUGGCAACCUUUGGGCCAUAGUUUCAUCUCUAACAACUCCAAGACAAGCCGAGGGAAUUCUAAACCUUAUUGAGGAGAAAUGGGAUGAUCUCAUCGCGAACAUGCCUCUUAAGAUAUGUUAUCCUGCUUUGGAAUACGAGGAAUGGCGCAUAAUCACUGGUUGUGAUCCAAAGAACACACCGUGGUCGUAUCACAAUGGUGGUUCUUGGCCCACACUAUUAUGGCAGUUCACUCUAGCUUGCAUCAAAAUGGGAAGGCCGGAGUUAGCUAGGAAGGCUGUUGCAGUCGCUGAGAAGAGGCUUGCCGAGGACAAGUGGCCAGAGUAUUAUGAUACAAAAACUGGAAGAUUUAUCGGCAAGCAAGCACGUCUUUACCAGACGUGGACAAUUGCUGGCUUUUUAACCUCCAAAAUGCUCUUGGAAAAUCCUGAGCUCGCUUCCAUGUUGACAUGUGAGGAAGAUCUUGAGCUUCUAGAGGGCUGCGCCUGCAGUCUGAGCAAGAGUGCUCGUACCAAGUGUUCCCGAUCCGCCGCAAAAUCUCAGGUCCUCGUCUAAUUCAGUGGUGCCUUCUUAGUCUUACUGGUGGUAUAGAGGAACAAUAAACAUGAGAAUGUGUUCCAUUUCGCAUUAUAUAAGAAAUGGAACCACUCUAGUACUUACUAUAGGCGUCGAUCAUCACUGCAAUUGAAACUGAUGAUCAAGUUUAUUCUUACAAAUUCAUCUCACAAUGACCGCAGCUCAUUGUUUUUAGAUGGAGCUCAUCAUUGUGACAAAUUGUAUUGUAGUGAAUCCAUUCACUCAAAACCAGCAUGACUACUGAUUCAUAUCAGUGUAAAGUGUGCAAGUACAACUUAAUUCCAUUAUAUAUAAACAUAUAAAUGUGUUGUUUCAUGUUACUGUUU